CCCAGCUAAAGAGGAAACGCACUUUUUCACGUAACGGCGAAGAAGAGCGCGAGCGCAGCCGGUUCGCAUCCUUUAGCUUUCUGCAACCCUCCAGAGAAAUGGCGGCGUCCGUAUGCCGAGUUGGGAGCACCGUGGGCCGAGCCCUGGUCAAAAACCGCAGUCCGAUACUGCUGUCUCUGAGGCGCGGACAGGCCUCAGUCAGCUAUGCCCAGAGCCUGUUGGGACUCCCUGAAACACGUCUCACAGCUCUAGACAAUGGCUUGAGGGUUGCAUCUGAAGAAACUGGACAUGCCACAUGCACUGUUGGAUUAUGGAUCAGUGCUGGUAGUCGCUAUGAGAGUGAGAAGAACAAUGGGACAGGCUUCUUUUUGGAGCACUUGGCUUUUAAGGGAACCAAGAAGUAUCCUCAGACAGCUUUGGAGCAGCAGGUGGAGUCAAUGGGUGCUCACCUGAGUGCCUACACCUCCCGGGAACACACUGCUUACUACAUGAAGACCCUAGCGAAAGACUUGCCUAAAGCUGUAGAACUGCUGUCAGAGGUGGUGCAGAACUGCUCACUGAACGAGGCUGAGAUUGAACAGCAGAGGGGUGUGGUGCUCCGUGAGCUUGAAGAAGUUGAAAGCAACCUGCAGGAAGUUUGCCUGGACCUGCUGCAUGCCACAGCCUUCCAGGGCACUCGCCUGGGACAAAGUGUGCUGGGACCCUCAGCCAAUGCCAAGAAUCUGACCCGACAGGAUUUAGUGGAUUACAUCAACAGUCAUUACAAGGCUCCUCGUAUGGUGCUGUCUGCUGCUGGAGGCGUGAACCAUGAGGAGCUAGUGGGUCUGGCCAAAACUCACUUCAGUGGGGUUUCUUUUCAGUAUGAGGGAGAUGCCAUCCCUGUGUUGUCCCCCUGCCGGUUUACAGGCAGUGAGAUCAGUGUGCGUGACGAUGCUUUGCCUCUCGCACACAUUGCCAUUGCUGUGGAGGGGGCCAGUGCUGCCAGCCCAGACAUUGUGCCCCUCAUGGUGGCCAACGCCAUUGUUGGCAGCUAUGACCUCACCUAUGGUGGUGGAAAGAACCUGAGCAGCCGCCUGGCUCGUCUGGCAGUGGAGGAGAAGCUGUGCCACAGCUUCCAGACCUUCCACUGCUCCUACAGUGACACCGGCCUGCUGGGCAUUUACUUUGUGUCUGAUAAACACCACAUUGAUGAUAUGAUGCACUGGUCCCAGAAUGCUUGGAUGAAUCUGUGUACCACCGUGACAGAGAGUGAUGUGGCCAGAGGCAAGAAUGCUGUGAAAACCAGCUUGAUCGGACAGCUUAAUGGAACAACACCAAUUUGUGACGACAUCGGCAGACACAUCCUGAACUACGGGCGCCGUAUUCCUUUGGCAGAGUGGGACGCUCGGAUCGAUGCCGUGACCCCAAAAAUGGUCCGCGACGUCUGCUCCAAAUACAUCUAUGACAAGUGUCCCGCUGUUGCAGCCGUCGGCCCCGUUGAACAGCUGCCCGACUACAACAGAACGCGCAGUGGCAUGUACUGGCUCAGGUACUAGGUUGUUGUUUUCCAGUGUCCGAAAUUGCUCCUUAUUUUCCAUCUCGACCACAAACUGCUUUCAUUCUCUCGUGACUGCGAGAGAAUUGCCUAGAUCUGUUUGACAUCACCGGUAGCCAAACAACAACAACUGGAUACAGUACUGGUUAUAAUGGAGCAAGAGUAUAUUUAUCAGCUCUGUAAUGCGUUGCUGUCCUUUCUUGUACAUAACAGAAGAUCUCAUUCUGAUAAAAAAUAAAAUGCUGUAAACCCCUGCA
Betta splendens (Siamese fighting fish) is the source of this 1791-nucleotide messenger RNA. RefSeq names its product cytochrome b-c1 complex subunit 1, mitochondrial (gene uqcrc1). Gene Ontology annotation, cellular component: mitochondrion. The transcript has 13 exons. Gene Ontology annotation, molecular function: metal ion binding. The record is from RefSeq and is a predicted model, not a curated record. The coding region runs from base 99 to 1535 and encodes 478 amino acids. Lineage: Eukaryota; Metazoa; Chordata; Actinopteri; Anabantiformes; Osphronemidae.